AUGGCCCUAGCCAAUACGGAACCCACCAAAGAUGUACAGGUAGUGGGCAUUGGCGCCACUAAGACCGGUUACGUGAUCAGGUUCAGAGAUGCGCAAUUGGCGGAAACCACCCAGGAAAACUCUGCGUGGCUGGAGGAACUCAGAAACGACAUCAAACUAGUGAAGCCUAGAUUUGACAGAGAAAAGAAAGAAGGAAUCGCAAAGAUCACGGAAGAGAAUGACCUCGCUGAGAAAGGAUUUAAAAUAGAAGAUAUUGUAUGGCUGAAGAAAAAGGACAGACCACUAGAAAGAUUAGCAUCAAUAGGUGUCUGGUUCAACACACUAGAGAAAUUUGGUCAUCUCGCUUGGUUAUGCAAAGAACAGGUGAAAUGCAGCCACUGCAGCAGCCAACAUGAACAACGCUACUACCCACCAGGUAUUAGACUGAGGAUAUUGGAGAUGCCAAACACCUCUGAACCCAAACGUAUCCCAAUAAUGACAACCACACUCCAUCUACUACAGUUGAACAUCUGGAAAUCCAGAGCAGGAAUGGAAGCCCUUAUCAAUGACCACCAAAGCCAGAGCCUAGAUCUACUUCUGAUCCAAGAACUAUCCAUCACCACAUACUGUACCCAUGUGAACCAUAGCGCAUGGCAACUAUAUCAAUCAACAUACCCAAAUACGGAAUCAACCCGGUUCCGUAGCCUCCUCUACGUAAACAAAAGAAUUUUAACCUCCUCCCAUCAACAGAUCCACUGCAACCAUCCAGAUUUAGUCGCAAUCAAGAUAUGGACUGCCGCGAUACAAUUCCUUGUCUUCUCGGUCUAUAUUCCUCUACUAGAUGUGCACGAAGCAGCUAAUAUCACUGCUGCGGAAUCAGCACUAGAAGAAAUAAAAACUACCAUUGAGCAACACACCAGAGAAACCGACAAGACUACAUAG
This is a messenger RNA of Talaromyces stipitatus ATCC 10500, 921 nucleotides long. RefSeq lists its product as uncharacterized. The transcript has 4 exons. Lineage: Eukaryota; Fungi; Ascomycota; Eurotiomycetes; Eurotiales; Trichocomaceae. Bases 1 to 921 code for a protein of 306 amino acids. The record is from RefSeq and is a predicted model, not a curated record.